AUGAUCAUUAUUACUGGUAAUGAUUUAGAUGGAGUUGGAGUGUCAAAGUCUCAAUUAGCUUCCCAGUUUGAGAUGAAGGAUUUGGGUCCUCUUUGGUAUUUUCUAGGUAUUGAAGUUGCUUUCUCCCCAAAAGGUUAUCUUCUUUCUCAAUCAAAAUACACUUCUGACAUCAUUGAGCGUGCUCGUCUUACAGAUACAAAAGUAGUUGACACUCUUUCUGAGCUCAAUGUUCAGUAUUCUCCUUCUGAUAGCACUCCCUUGCAUGAUCCUACUUUGUACCGCACUAUUGUUGGCAGUUUGGUUUAUCUCACUAUCACUCGCCCCAACAUUACAUAUGUUGUUCACAUUGUUAGUCAAUUUGUUGCCUCUCCUACUACUGUUCACUAG
This is a messenger RNA of Humulus lupulus (European hop), 387 nucleotides long. RefSeq lists its product as uncharacterized. The record is from RefSeq and is a predicted model, not a curated record. The coding region runs from base 1 to 387 and encodes 128 amino acids. NCBI's taxonomy places the organism in Eukaryota, Viridiplantae, Streptophyta, Magnoliopsida, Rosales, Cannabaceae. The transcript has a single exon.